This is a messenger RNA of Clonostachys solani, 3954 nucleotides long. NCBI's taxonomy places the organism in Eukaryota, Fungi, Ascomycota, Sordariomycetes, Hypocreales, Bionectriaceae. The record is from the annotation of a GenBank genome assembly.
AUGGCGUCUCAGCCGCAGGAUUUAGACAACCAGCCGUUGCUGGCGAUCCAGGACCAUGACGCUCAGGACCGCCCCAGCACCGCCGUGGAUUUGCAGUCGCACAACUCUGACGAUUCCCUGGAGAAUGAGGGCCGUGGCUCUCCCCGCCAACCGCAGAAACCUUCUACGAUAAGUCAGCUCUCGGACCGGGGAAAGGGGCGGGUGCUUGCCCUCCAGCUCGGGGAAGAUACAAGUUCCGGGCGCUCAACAAAAUCGAUUGAAAUGACGGAAUUUUCUCACGAGGCUCCUCAAGGCGAUUCCAGUGCGACGCUUUUGCAGCCAAGCGAUUCCGAGGACGAGCCAACUGAGGAUGAUACCCCAGCACCCCAACCUGCGACUUGGAGCCCGUUUUGGCUAAAGCAAUCUCUACUUGGAGUUUUCUUGCUCUUGUUUUUCUCAUGCACAGUAGCCUUUCCGAUUUUAUUAUCGUAUUCCGAGAAACCCAAGGGGCUGGGACGGGCGGAAAUGAGCGCUACAGACGUUUGGAGGUUUGCCCCGACUGCGGUUCUCACGGUUAUCACCAUAUUUUGGUCGCGGGUCGAGCUGCAGGCGCUGAGGUACAUGCCCUGGGCGAUUGCGAGAAAUGGCCCUCGCGGUUCCGAAUGGAAGGAUCUCGAUUAUACGACCAUGAUACCGCCCGUGCUUCUGUUCCGGUCCUUUCAGAACCGACACUUCCUUGUGUUCUUUGCUGCCCUUGCCACGGCUCUUCUCCGAGUCCAGGUCGUUCUUUCAACUAAUUUGUUCAAAAUAAGUCUACGGGGCGUGCCGGAGCCCAUUGAAGUGAACAUCCUGGACUCUUUCGAUACCGUUAUUGACGAGCCGGUAUCCCAGAUUUCCAUGGAUGCCUACUACAAUGCAGUCGCCGUUCGAGAUUUCCAGAUGAAUCUCCCAUUUGGCGCUUCCAAACAGGCGGCCUACCAAACCUUCAACACAAAGGAGCCAAUGAGAGAUCCCGUCACGGUUGUUGUCGACGGGCUAUUUACGCACGUUGAAUGCAGACUUCUCACAAACUACACCAAUCCCCCGAAGAGAGCAAGCCCUGACAAGAAGCCGAUACAAAAGUCCUUUCACUAUGUGUUGGAUAUGGAGUUUGAGGGAUGCCCUUCUCCCAUCGCGGUGCGUUCUCCCUUCAUGAACUGGAUUGACGAAGACCUCAGAGACACGAAUUUCUGGAUUUUGGAUCAUAUGGAAAGGGGGGCUAGUCGCUGCCCCUCCUUGCCACAGGAAACCGACCACUUCGUGUAUCUUACGGGUCAUUGGUCAGCAACACCAAAGAACAAGUCGAUCCCCACCCUCGAUAACCUCGCUGCAGUGUUAUGCGCUCCCAGAGCAACCGUGUCCAAGGUAGAGGUCGUGGCUGACACUACGAGCCAGAACAUGACAGUUUUGCAAGACCAGGGAGAGCCUAAAAUUGUCAACUCUGAUCCUUGGCCUUUCUUGGAGUGGAGUAUCCCGGAGAACUCAAAGCGGUGGGUUGGCAUACCUCGGCUGGAUCAUCGUUGGGAUGGCAUACUACCAGGCCCGUUCAUGACGAGCUAUGAUUUGCAGGGCGCGAUGGGCGCACCCAGUGCUAAAGGAUCGGAUUCUUCCGUUUAUAACAGCCAGAACCUAUACCAGUCGAUUCUGAAUAUCACGAGUCAGAUGAGUCCUCUCGUGGCUCACUACCAGCUCAAAAGGAAUGCCUCGGAUGUGGUGCAAGGAUCCGUUAGCAGGAAAAAUCCCAUCCUUCACGUGGACAGGGGCAUAGGUAUAGCAAUGACGAUAGUCUUUGCUUGCUGCGCAUCCAUUGCUCUGCUUCUAGGACUAAGAUCCAAGAGCGUGUUUGGGACUUGGCAUCGAGACCCGGCAACAUUGCUGGGGUCUAUGACUUUCUUCCAGGAAAUGGGACAUUCCGCUAAGGAGGCCCAAGCAGAGCAAGACGGGAACAGAAAGCUCCUCUGGGCUGCAGGCUCAUAUUCUCCCAUGAUACUGAGGCCUUGGUACCGCCUCCUGUUCGUUGUCUACACACUGGCCCUCAUCAUCGCCCUGAAUGCGACACACCAGAGGUCGACAGCAGCAAAUGGUAUCGCCACAGUUGGUAGCAUCCCCUCCUCCUCCUUUCUCUGGACAUUCCUACCCGCCUUGGCCAUGCUCGUCGUGGCUCUUCACGCGAACGCAACAGACACCACUGUGAGGAGCCUGUCCACAAUUCUUGCCCUCUCCAGGAGAUCAUGUACGGCAGUUGAGCUAGAUGUGUACUUGCUGGACAUGCUCGGGCUUAAAGCGUGGUAUUAUUCUCUCCGCUCUCGGAUAUUCUCAGUCACCCUGGCGCAGAGCAUUGCUAUUAUCUGCGCGUUUCUCACAACCAUAUCUACCCUCCUUUUCACUCCAAACCCCACCUCACACUCCUACAGAACAGAAUUUGACCAACGCACGUGGUUCAGUUCGGUUCCGUCCAAAGAAACCUUGGACGUCGACCGCAGCCUUACUCGCCUUUCCAUAAGCGCGCUGCUAACAAUAAGCAAGCGAAAUAACUUCACCUACCCCCCGUGGACCUACAACGACAUGGUGUUUCCGGAACUUUCCAUGGACACGUCGGAUGGCUUUUGGGGCUCCAACACUGUCGUCAAGGCUUCGCACAUGCCUGCGGCGCGACUGUCCGAAGACUGCGAAGAAGUGCCAAAGAGCGAAUUGGCGAUCAAAACCCGCCGAGUUGAAGGCCCCGCCCAGAAUAACGAGGGAGAAAACGGAGAGGGGGAGACUAGAGUAGUAGCCAACAUUACCCAGACCCGUACAUGCCCAAGCCGAUCUACCAUUAUCGCCUGGGAUACAUCCUGGGCACCUUGGAGGAAAGUGUCGCAGCCAGCAACAUCAGCAGCCCUCCCUUUUGCAAAGGUGCUUAGGUCGGUGUAUUGCGAGUCCAGGCCUAAAAACUCGUCUUGGGAAGUUGUGACGUACGCCUGGGGGAGCUUCUCGGAAGCCACUGCGUCAUUCAACCAUUUGUCCGUCCAGAGAUGCAACUACUCUUGGGUUGAAGUCCCGACCAAUGUCAGCCUGAUACAGGCGGAUGGAUCCAUACAGUUCGACCAUAGUGAUCCUCCAAUCAGGGCAGGCGAGGAGAGGCCCUGGAGCUCUCCGUUCCAGAUGCCGGCCUUCAAUACCACAGGCGAAGAGGACUCAAAGUACACGUCUGUCUGGCCACUGCUCUCGGUAGCUUCAGGGCAAGAAGUACUGGAGAUGGGGUCUCAAUUCAACGUCAUUCUCCAGCCCUAUGGCACGCUUACCCAAGAUGACCUUGGAAACCCCGAAACACAAGCCGACGUUCUCGCUGAAGCCACCUCGCUCCAUCGUAUAGCGGCCGCUCAAUUGGUCCACAAAGAAAACCGGCUGCGCACCAAUCAGACUUCGACCGUAGCUCCCUUCCGCCAUGGAGAGCUUUCGCCCGUCCAAGCAAGGAUUCUAAGAGCGGGGGCGAUCCGGCUCUUCCAGAGUGAGCCGGCCACCCUGGCUUUAACGCUCAUCCUAUCUCUGACUGUCUCUGUUCAUAUCUGGGCUUUGGCGUAUACACUAUUUCGGUAUCUAUUUCGCGACCGGAUACCUUUCUUCCCAUGGGAUGUGGACCUGAAAGGACUGGCGCCCUACCGGUUCAACAGCGUCGCAAUGGUGUCCUCCCUCCUUGAAGGCUCCAACUACGCCGAGAUCCUGCCAAAGCGGGCCUAUCAAAUGUAUCCGCCUGAGCUACAUGAGUAUUUCUCAGGAACAUUCUUUAGGCUUGGAUGGUUCGUCGGACAGAAAGAAAAAGGGAAAGUUUUCACAGUUGGAAUAAUGGAUGACAAGAAGUUUCGUCCUUCUGCGGGUGAUGACGCUGAAAGCGUGUAUGCCAACAGCCACACGGCGGGAAAGCGGUCACGAGUAGAAGAAUUCCCCCUAUCUUAG